GAGUGCGUGCUAGGGCAAGUAUGGCGAAAACAACCUACAAUGAGUUAGAGAAAAUAUGGAGUGGAAAUAAAACAGAUACACAAUAUGGCUCCCAAAACUCCGUAGGUAUGGUGAUUUUAAAAAGUUUACAAAAGAAUCCGGAAGGUAUUGGCCAGAUUUCUCAUCGUACCGGCAGGGAGCUGACUAAUAGAGAAAUUUUAUUAUUAUCAAUACGUGUGGCUCAACAUUUAGAAGAUUUGAAAAUAGAACAAGGUGAAAUAGUUGGUAUCUGUGCAGCUAAUAGUGAUUAUUUGGCUUGUUUAGUGUUUGGUUGCCUUUUUAGAGGUCUAGUCAUUAGUACUUUGGAUACAAGUUUUGAUAAAGAUGGCAUUAAACACAUUUAUUCAAUUACAAAGCCCAAAUUAAUGUUUUGUGAUGCAGGGAUUUAUCAAACUGUAAAAGAAGCAUUUGAAGAAUGUAAUCUCCAUUCCUCAGUGAUUUAUACAAUAAAUGAUUGUUUAGAAAAUGUACCAAAAUUAGCAGAUCUUUUGAAAGAAACUCAAAGAGAACAGGAAUUCAAAUGCGUUGAUUUAAAAAUGGGGACUAAUCAAUUGGCUGCAAUUCUGUGCUCUUCCGGAACUACCGGUUUACCAAAAGGAGUUUGCUUGACACAUUUUAGCAUUAUGACUCAUAUCUUUGGUUUCGACUCUGUUCAGGGACGAUUUCUAUGUUUUAGUUCACUGUACUGGAUAUCAGGCCUAUUAGGUUUACUUAUUAAUACAGCUAGAAAUGUAACACGUAUUAUUAGUGAUCAACCCUAUACACCCGAAAAUUUUAUAGAAAUUGUUAAAAAAUAUAAAGCAACAAUAUUUUUGGGACCUCCUAGUCAAAUAGGUUUGCUGUUAUCAUGUUCAAAAUUGCAAAAAACUGAUUUAACCAGUUUGAAAUUAAUUUAUCUUGGUGGCAGUGCCGUGCCCUAUAGUUUCGUAGAGAAAUUACAGCCUUACGUACCAGAAGGCAAAAUUUUUGUGACUUAUGGCCAAACUGAAGUUUGUGCAAUUGUUGCAGCAGGUGUGGCUACUGAGGAUGGUAAUUGCGGACAGCUGGUUAACAAUGUAGAAGUUAAAAUAAUUGAUGAUAACAAUAAAAAUCUGGGUACGGGUGAAGUUGGUGAAAUAUGUACAAGAAAUAUAUGGCCAUGGCCUGGUUAUUAUUGCAAUCCGAAAGCUACAGCCAAUGUUUAUGAUUCCGACAAAUGGAUUCAUAGUGGCGAUUUGGGUUAUUUCAACGAUAAAGGGGAUCUCUAUAUCGUUGAUCGUAUAAAAGAUAUUUUAAAAUACAACAACUAUCAUUUUUAUCCUACCGAAAUUGAAGUUGUCAUUCUAGAGCUAAGCGAUAUAAUAGAAGUUUGUGUUUUUGGUAAGCCACAUGUAAUUUUUACACACUUGCCAGCUGCUGCUAUUGUUAAAACGCCGGGAAGCAAGCUAACAGGUGAACAAAUAUAUCAACAUGUAAGCAAUAGAAUGGCACAUUUUAAAUAUUUACGUGGUGGAGUUUAUUUUAUGAAUGAAUUGCCAAAAACCGCAACUGGUAAAGUUUUAAGACGAAAAAUUGCCGAAUUGUGCACAAAUAUCAAUAAUGAACUAGAAGCUAAAUAAUUAAAGUGUUGCUUAUAUUUUAUUCCUGUUAAAAUAUUGUACUUGAAAGCCUUUUGGUUUAUUGUUCUUUUAUAUAGUGAAUACUUAAUAAAUAAAAUGGCAAGCAUUUUAAUUACUUAAAAAGUAAAAAAAAUAUGAAUUUAAAAAAUAUAUUGGUGCAUUUUAAUAAAAAAAUAUAUAUAUAAAAAUAAACUCAUUUCUCUGUAUAGCAUAUAAAAGAAGAUAAAUAUAAAUUAACGUCAGAAACUUAAAAGCAAAUAAAAUUGUGUAUUAGUUUGUAAUUAGUUAAAAAUUAAUAAACAUUAGUAUUACCAGUACCUUUGCGUGGUCUCCACCAAUCCUCCAUAUAUCCUGACAGAGGUGAGGAGUGGCAAGAAAGAACUGUAUUUGUUAUUUUAUUUCACUACGUUUUUCAUCUUAUUUAAAAUAAUUGUUUUGUUUCAUAGAUAUUAUUUUAAUUGUAUUGUUAGGCGGGAUUUUAAA
Calliphora vicina (urban bluebottle blowfly) is the source of this 2120-nucleotide messenger RNA. RefSeq lists its product as uncharacterized. NCBI's taxonomy places the organism in Eukaryota, Metazoa, Arthropoda, Insecta, Diptera, Calliphoridae. Gene Ontology annotation, molecular function: long-chain fatty acid-CoA ligase activity. Gene Ontology annotation, biological process: fatty-acyl-CoA biosynthetic process; long-chain fatty acid metabolic process. The record is from RefSeq and is a predicted model, not a curated record. The transcript has 5 exons. Bases 21 to 1637 code for a protein of 538 amino acids.